GGCGUGGCCGCGGCCGUGGCCGGGCCGGAGGCGGUGUCGUUGGCGCCGCUGCGUGCGGUGUGGUGCGGGGCGGGAGCGCCGGGCGGCCGCUGCGCGGCGGGACCAUGGAGCUCCGAGCGCAGCCCCGGCGCCGGCGGCGGGACCCGGGACCGGAUUAGAUGAUAUACUGAUUGCAGAAGCAUAUACUAGGCUCCCCAGGGUUUGAAUGGCUGACUAAGGAUUCCUGUGGAGAGAGAUUUUGAAGUUUACCUUUAAUAGCAUGUGCAGUAAGUUUUGAUUUUGAUUGCUGUUACUCCUGAUAUCUGAGCCAAAGUGGUGAUACUACCUGGGGGAAUUUUCUGCAACGUGUAAGUCAACAGUUACAGAUCGUGAGCCAUGCCUUUAGUGAAGAGGAACAUUGAACCCCGGCACCUGUGCCGGGGAGCCCUGCCCGAAGGGAUUACCAGUGAACUUGAAUGUGUCACCAACAGUACUCUUGCUGCUAUCAUUCGCCAGCUAAGCAGUCUAAGCAAACAUGCUGAAGACAUAUUUGGUGAGUUGUUUAAUGAGGCUAACAACUUCUACAUCAGAGCAAAUUCUCUUCAAGACAGAAUUGAUCGCCUUGCUGUCAAAGUUACCCAGCUGGAUUCAACAGUGGAAGAGGUGUCGCUACAGGAUAUCAACAUGAAAAAAGCUUUCAAAAGUUCUACAGUCCAAGACCAGCAGGUGGUUUCAAAGAACAGCAUUCCGAAUCCUGUUGCUGACAUUUACAACCAGAGUGAUAAACCACCACCUCUGAAUAUUCUGACACCAUACAGAGAUGAUAAGAAGGACGGGCUGAAGUUCUACACUGAUCCUUCCUAUUUCUUUGACCUCUGGAAAGAAAAAAUGCUCCAGGACACAGAAGACAAAAGGAAAGAGAAAAGACGCCAAAAGGAGCAAAAGCGUAUAGAUGGCACCACCCGUGAGGUGAAAAAGGUUAGAAAAGCCAGAAACAGGCGCCAGGAGUGGAAUAUGAUGGCAUAUGACAAAGAGCUUAGACCCGACAACAGGUUGUCUCAGAGUGUGUACCACGGAGCGUCUUCCGAGGGAUCACUGUCCCCAGAUACUAGGUCCCAUGCAUCGGAUGUAACCGACUACUCCUACCCGGCUACCCCCAACCACUCCGUGCACACGCAGCCCGUGACCCCUUCUUACGCAGCCGGUGACGUACCGCCGCAGGGGCCCGCAAACCAGGCGCCGGAGCAUGAGUACCGACCCCCAUCUGCCUCGGCGAGGCACAUGGCUCUGAACAGACCUCAGCAGCCGCCGCCGCCUCCCCCACCGCAGGCUGCCGAGGGGUUGCAGGCCUCCGCGCCCAUGGCUCCGGCAGACUAUGGGCUGCUCCCAGCACAGAUAAUUGAAUAUUAUAACCCCUCAGGACCACCUCCUCCGCCGCCGCCCCCCAUGAUUCCUUCAGCACAAACUGCUUUCGUGAGUCCCCUCCAGGCGCCCAUGCAGCCCUCCUUCCCCUCGUCAGCUGGCUCUGCCUACACGGCCGCUCCUCCCCCGCCGUCGGCUGGGCUGGUGGUCACAGCCCCACCCCCGCCAGGCCCCCCGCCACCCCCGCCGGGGCCUCCGGGCUCCAGCCCUUCUCUCUCAUCCUCCCCAAUGCACGGCCCCCCGGGAGCUGAAGCAAAGCGACAAGAAACUGCACAGCCACCCAUAAGUGAUGCUCGAAGUGAUCUUCUUGCUGCUAUUCGAAUGGGAAUUCAGCUGAAAAAGGUGCAAGAGCAGCGUGAGCAAGAGGCCAAGCGUGAGCCGGUCGGGAACGACGUGGCCACGAUUCUGUCCCGGCGUAUCGCCGUGGAGUACAGCGACUCGGACGACGACUCGGAGCUCGAUGAGAACGACUGGUCUGACUGAGGCGGUGCACGUGCACGCCGUGGCCGCCUGGCUGGUUGCCGACGCACAGACCAUGCGUUGGAAGUCUGUGGAAAAUUUUCAGUGGUCUCAGCACCCAAAUAGUGGUAUUAUAAUCCUGUAGCUUAGCAACUUUUGUAUUAAUAAUGUGAUAUUGCUUUUGCACAUCCAAAAAUUCUGGGUUUUUUCAGUAUUUACUGUGUAAUACUUAAGUGCCACUAAACAUAGCAAAUCGUGCUGCACAUGAAGAAAUACGCUGUAACUAUUGCAUUGUCCUGAAAACAGCCUUUCGCUUCUUUUUCUUGGCCAUGAAAGUAUUUAGUGCAGUUUGGGUUUACUUUUACUGAUCGUUAUAAUUCUGCAGACUUGCCGUGUGUUUGUGAAGCUCCCUGGUGUUAGGUCUUUGCAAGAUUAAUGACUCUGUCAGAGUGAUGUCUUCCAAUCAGUAAGUGAUAUUGUUUGAUAUUGUUUCACCUUUUUUUUAAUGCGUCUCAGAAGAAGUUGGUUCUAGAGGGAAAGUUUUAACAAGUAAGGAGAAUCAAAUGUUUCUGCUUUCAGUCUCUUGGCUUGAUAGCCUCAGUGUGAAUUCGAAUGUUCCUGUGGAAUAAUUUCAUUCCUUUGCACAUGCUUGUAAAAUGUGAAGCUGGAAGGGCCCCUUACCGGCAGGACUCGCUGCGGGCGCGCGCUCAGUCCGUGCGGGGUGAGGAUUGUUCUGAGAGGUUUCAGCAGUUCGGCAGCAAUACAGAUGAAGAAGGGGGUUCUUCUGCCUUCAGGGGCCACUGGAGGUGAUACCGCAAACACUCGGCAGCCCUCACAGCUUGGGCACCAGCCCGCCAGCCGCCCUGGGUGCAGGGCAGGCCUGGCACAGGACUCCUCAGGGCCAGGCCCUCCCUGAGGCGGCUGCCGUUCUGGGCUCCUCCGCGGGCCGGCACCCCGCGCCACUUGCUCUGAGGUUCCAAAGCUCAGGUGUGGGUUAAGCGGGUACCACAGCCGUUGGCUUCUCCCGGUGCUGCAGCCAGAUGAGGAACCCGGCACUUGGCGGGGCCUCCGCUCUGCCCCAAAGCACACAUUCUCUCCCCAAGACUGUCCUCAGCACAGGAACUUGUAACCAGGCCUCAGGGUGGACGGGCCUGCAGCCGUGGACCCCUUUCCUUUCCCCUUGGCCCUUCCAGGGACUUUUCCCACGCAGGAACCCAAGAGACCGGGGGGGUUUCUCUUUCUGGUGCAGGCAGGCAGGGGGGAAGCUCGUGAAGGGGAGCCUGUGUUUUGUGAUUUUGGUGAAGGACACCUGCUUGAUUAGAAUCAGUCCCCCAGGCUUCAGUCAUAGAUGUGACUCCACAGACAUGCUGAGACGCUUCUCUCACUGAGGAGUUCUUACCAGCGCACAGCAUUUCCCAGGCAGCGCUUGGGACUGUCAUUCCCAGUGAAGGGAUCUUUAGCUAAAGGCAGGGUCGUUGGGGAGGGCUGGGGGGGAGUGUAAGCGUGGCAUGACUCAGGGAUUUUUGUUAAUGAUUCCACUGAGGAAAUGAGCCGGCCCCCAGAUCCCAUCUCUGGUCCCUGAGUGGACAUUCGUUCAGCGGGUGGGCGGCCAUCCCAUAAAGCCUGUGUAUUGGAUUUUGGUCAUGCAGAUUGUGCUCUCAGAAAAGCCUCAUGUCUGCAUCCCCUUUCCAAGACCGCGGCCGUAGCGGGCUCUCCGGGCUGUCCUGGCACCUGCCCUGUGAGUUUCGGUUCCUUGGAGCAGGUCACUAGGAUCUCACCGAAUGUAAGAAGUAGUUAUUAGAACAUUUUCCCUUUAAUUUCUCUCUCUUAUUUUCCAAUGUAGAGGCCUCCUAUGUGGCCACUCUUCUUGGGACUUCUAUGAUUUUUAGUCUUAUUUUGUCUUUAUUACAAUAUUUUGUCUUUACUGUUACUUUUGGAUUAGGAGUCAUCUGUAUCAUUCUAGAACUUCUAUUUGGUAAUGCUGCUUCUCUGUCUUACAUCCCUUUUGUUCUCAGGAUGGAGAGGACACGUAAAGCUACUCUCCAUGUCAGGAUUUCUUCUAUUUAUAUCUUAUUACAAUAAAAUUAGUGGCACUUUAUUCAUAAAUAUUCAUUAGCCUAAUGAUUAUUAGUUGUCUUCCUAGAGUUUAAUCAACAAGUUAUUUUCAACUUGAUUUUCUGACUAGUGAAAAAGCUUUUGCCCUGAUGUGUUAUGUAGCCUUUAAAAAGAUGGAAAAGUACUAAAAUCCAACUUAAGAUUAUUUUUGAGGUACUUUCUCAGCAAAUUUGAUUUAUUCUGAAAUUUCAAUCCAGACCAAUAUGGCAUUACUUGAAAAGGAAAGAGUGAGUAUUUUGAAUUUACAGUUUUCAGUUUCAAAAAAUAUUUGCCCAAACAAUGGAAAAAAGCAUUUAAAAGCAUAUUUCAUAUCUAUUGAAUUUUAUAUUUUAAAGUAGCUAUAUAUGGUAAGGUUUUUUUAAGUUCCCAGUUUUUUCCCCCAUGUAUAUUUUAAUUUAAUUUCUUAUAAGCUUUUUUCUCAUAUCAGAUUAGGAAGAGGGGAUGAGAAGAUUACUCAUCACCACACAUUAGCUACAUGAACAUAAUUGACUUUUUGUUGUUAGCCCUAAACCGUAAGAUUUGGCACACUACCUUUUUCUUUAGGAAAAGUAUACUAUUAGAGAAUUAACAUUUUUGUUUAGGUAACUUUUUAGAAUAUCAGAAUCUUUUCUGAGCACCAGUGGCUAGGCUAUGAAAGAUUUGUAAUAAUUUGCAACUGAAAUACAUGAUAUAUUUUAAUCCAUUACAGACUAGUGGGAAUGUAUCAGCCAGAGUAACAAGUAAUCUUUGUUUUAUAAAUCAGAGUAUCUGUCAUCUUGCAGUAUUACCAAUGCUGUUGUAAAUUGAAUUUAAAAUGGUAUUAAAAAAAAAAAACCUCCUGUUAAACAAUUUUUAUCUGUUUGUAUAUCUUACAACAUAUAGAUUAUGUACAAGUAACAUCUAAAUAAAAUUACACUUUUAACCUUAAAA
Molecule: messenger RNA, 4884 nt
Organism: Manis pentadactyla (Chinese pangolin)
Lineage: Eukaryota; Metazoa; Chordata; Mammalia; Pholidota; Manidae
Gene: WASF3
Product: WASP family member 3
Exons: 11
Coding region: 376-1884 (502 amino acids)
Biological process (GO): positive regulation of Arp2/3 complex-mediated actin nucleation; actin cytoskeleton organization
Cellular component (GO): cytoskeleton; SCAR complex
Molecular function (GO): actin binding; Arp2/3 complex binding; protein kinase A regulatory subunit binding
Source: RefSeq, a predicted model, not a curated record